AUGGCCACAAUCGCCGUACCCAGACCCAUCGUACCGCACCGUGCCUCCUCGGGCAUCGUCACCCUCUCCCCUCCGAUAACUCUCGAAACCAUUGACACCCAACAGGCAUCAUGUGCUAUACCCAUCCCGAACAAGCAUCUCCCCGUCUGCCCAACCGGCCCGGCUCCUGUGCAAGAGCCCAACACUCCGCCGCCGUCUCCCGCGCGCGAGAACGACGGCAGACGACCGUCUCUGCUACACCCCCCAGAUAGAUACACCCGUCUGGAGUCAGGGCCCCUCUCCAUCUUCAGCGUCAAUGCCGCCCAAGUCGCAGCCGCCAUCGAGUACAUCUCUGGCACCUCCUUGCCGGACCCCUCCCAGGUCUUCCCGUGGUUCCACGGCUUACACCCGGCCAACAAUAUCCAGCAGGCUUUCUUCGUCGCGAAGAGGAGGACCCUGCGGAGGACCCCCAGCUGCUUACGAGGAGUCACCAUUGUCAAGGCCGAUGGCAAUCUCGCUGCCUCUCGGCUCAAGGGGGCCAUUGCGCCACACGAGUUCCUGCAGCCCGGCUCAGAGGGGGAGUUCAUCGAAGCCGAUCCCAAGGUAGGCUUCUCGGUAAGGAACUUCCAGAUUCAGGCCGCCAAAACAGCUGCCACCUCGGACAUUGUCGUGUACGGUGACGAUGCCACCAUGGUUCGAAAACUGGCAUGGGAGAUCGCCUCGGCCCAGUCCAAGUGGCGACAAAAGCACCAGCACCAGGGCCACCCACUGCCGCAAUAUAAUACCUUCAUCUGCGUCGACCCCUUCACAAAGUUCGAAAAGAAACACAGCCAAGUUGUGGCCGUCGACUCGGCCGGACAACUGACCGGCGCCGUCCUGGAUUUCUUCCACCAAGAGAGGGCUGAGAUGUAUGCCAUGACGAAAGCAUCCGAGAUUUCGCAUAACGUGUGGCUGGGACCAACGCCAGAACCGGCGGGCGAGGAGGAGCAGCAAUAUGACGUUCUCGUCGAAUGCAGCGACCUCGGUCGACUGAACCCGGCCGCGCUGCAAGCCAUUGCCGAAGGGUCGAGCGACGGCGUCAAGCGUUCCUACCUCGACUUUCCCUCGUCGGGAAGCAUCCUGCCCCCAACAUGGUCCCAUGACGAGGCAGACGGCAUUCUGGACACGUGCAAGUGGAUCUGGCAUCUCGCUCAUGGGACUUUGCCGCCCAAGGAAGACGCCGACGCCGAUGGAGACUCGUUUAUGUCUGAUGGCUCCGAGACGACCGAGGUAAUCAAGCCAUCCCGGCCGCGCAAGAUCCUGAUCCACUGUGCCGACGGCUAUACCGAGUCUACCAUGCUAGGCAUUGCCUACUUUAGCUACAGCACAGGCCGGCCGGUUCCCGAUGCCUGGCUGGAGCUGCACACGGUUGCGAAGCGGAACUUCUUCGCCUAUCCCACAGAUGUGUCUUUGCUCCAUUCGCUAACGACCCGUCUACUUCGCGAAUCGCCCGUCUGCGCAGAUAAAGGCCUCACGGAAAUCACGAAACUCGUCAACAACGAGCCCAAGUGGUUCGCCUCGCUGGACGGUUCCCUUCCCAGUCGGAUUCUCGACUACAUGUACCUGGGUAACCUCGGUCAUGCGAAUAACCCCGACCUACUGAAGGCGCUGGGCAUCACGCAGAUACUGAGCGUUGGCGAGACGACCAUGUGGAGGGACGGCGAGUUGGAGCAGUGGGGGGUCGACAACGUGCUGCUGAUCCAGGGGGUGCAGGAUAACGGCAUCGACCCGUUGACCGAUAAUUUCGAAAAGUGUCUGGAAUUUAUAGAGCGCGGCCGUCGGAACGGCACUGCGACCUUAGUCCACUGCAGGGUAGGCGUCUCCCGUAGCGCCACCAUCUGCAUCGCCCAAGUCAUGCGCUCCAUGAACUUGUCUUUCCCGCGGGCGUAUUGCUUCGUCCGGGCGCGGCGGCUGAAUGUCAUUAUCCAGCCGCACCUGCGCUUCGCCUUCGAGCUGCUGAAGUGGGAGGAAUCGCUGCAGACGAAACACCACGCCCGAGACAAGCUGUUCGGCACCGACGAAUCUCGGCGGGAAUUAGAAUGGGGCGAGGUCGCCAGAGAGAUCGCGCUCAUGAACAGACCUUAUGCCAGAUAG
Anthostomella pinea is the source of this 2112-nucleotide messenger RNA. Lineage: Eukaryota; Fungi; Ascomycota; Sordariomycetes; Xylariales; Xylariaceae. The record is from the annotation of a GenBank genome assembly.